Messenger RNA from Nicotiana attenuata, 873 nucleotides. RefSeq lists its product as uncharacterized. Lineage: Eukaryota; Viridiplantae; Streptophyta; Magnoliopsida; Solanales; Solanaceae. The coding region runs from base 1 to 873 and encodes 290 amino acids. The transcript has 4 exons. The record is from RefSeq and is a predicted model, not a curated record.
AUGGCUAGCACCUCUAAGAAUCCCUCAUCACCACCUAAGGGAACCUCACCCACACCAUCUGAUACACCUUCAACUACUCCCAUCUCUAAGAAAGGAAGGGUAAAAAUGAUGGCUCGCAAGGAUGUUGUUGGUGGAGAGAAAACCAAGAAAAUAAAUGAAAAAUUGAAAGCAAGUAGGGAAGAAGAACCCCAAAAAUCUGACGAGUCAUUCAAGUCUGCAACUAAGGGGGAAGAAACGGUUUCUUCUAAGUCUGAACAGGUUUGUUCUAGUUGGAUCUAUGCAGGUGUUGAAACUACUGAGUCUGGAAAGGGUGAAGAAACUGAUGGAGAAAAGCAGAGUGUGAGAGAGACAGGGGGAAGUGGGUCUGGAGAAGUUGCUGAGCGGAGUGAAAUCCCUGGCACUGCUAGGGCAAAUAAGAAGAGAAAGGAUGUCUCUUCUAUCCCUGUAGAGACUCCUCCCACAAGAGGAAGACCUACAAGGAGUCAGAAGAAGCAGAAUGAGGCUGAACUGAAAAAGGCCUUAGAGGAAAGUAAGAGAAAAGCUGAUGCUAAGGGAAAGAAGAAGGUGGUUGAGCCUAUUGAGGCAGUUGAAAUUGAUGAGAUGGACCUGGUCCUUCGAGAUGAAGUGGAGACAGAAGAUGUGGAGGUUAUGACUCCAAAAGCUAAGAAAGUCAAGACUUCCUCCAAGAAGUCUGUUUCAAAAACAAAGUCUGUUGAGCCAUCUACUUUGGCUAAAAGAACCAGGUCUGCAUUGAAAUCAAGAAAAGUGAAAAUUGUAGAGGAAGAAGAAUGGAGUGGAGAAGUAGAAGAAGAAGAAGAAGAAUAUGAUAUUGAGAAGGACAAGAUGUUAAGUUUGGGAAGAGAACCAUCUUGA